Messenger RNA from Miscanthus lutarioriparius, 1740 nucleotides. The record is from the annotation of a GenBank genome assembly. NCBI's taxonomy places the organism in Eukaryota, Viridiplantae, Streptophyta, Magnoliopsida, Poales, Poaceae.
AUGGCCGUGGCCCUGCCAAUGGCUGCUGCCGCUGCUGCAGUCGUCGAGCACACCUUUGUGGUGAGUCAGGUGGGCAUGACACACCUGUGCCAGGAGACGCUGGUGACCGUGGUGAACGGGCAGCUCCCGGGGCCGGCGAUAGAGGUCACAGAGGGAGAUUGGGUGGCCGUCCAUGUCAUCAACAAGUCACCUUACAACAUGACAAUCCAUUGGCAUGGCGUGAAGCAGAGACUGAACUGCUGGGCCGACGGGGUGCCGAUGAUCACCCAGUGCCCCGUCCGGCCAAACCACAGCUUCACCUACCGGUUCAACGUCUCCAGGCAGGAAGCCACCCUGUGGUGGCACGCCCACGUCUCCUGCCUCCUGGGAUGUGUCCAUGGCGCCUUCAUCAUCCGGCCCAGACACGGGGCCAGCUCAUAUCCCUUUCCAAAACCUCAUAGGGAGGUGCCCCUCGUCAUAGGGGAGUGGUGGCAGACGGAUCUAGGACAGAUUGACAAGAGCUUGACGAACAGUUUCUUUGGUUUUAACCCCAGCUCAGCGACAAUUAACGGCAAGCUUGGAGAUCUUAACAACUGCUCCGGUGGCCUUGUUGAAGAGGGCUACGUAUUGGAGGUGGAGGCCGGCAAGAACUACCUGUUACGCUUAAUCAACGCCGCGCUAAUUUCCGAGUACUACUUCAAGAUCGCCGGGCACAAGUUCACGGUGGUCGCCGCCGACGCGAACUACGUGAAGCCGUACACCACGGACGUGAUCGCGAUCGCGCCCGGAGAGACGGUGGACGCCCUGCUGGUCGCCGACGCGGCCCCGGAGAGGAGCAACUACAUGGUCGCCCUGGCCAACCAGCCAUCGAUCACCAACCCGCCGUUCCCGGUCACGGUCACGAGAGGGACGCUGCGGUACCUCAACGACGGCGACGACCCCGCCGCGGCCGGGGACGACGCGCCGCCGCCUCUGGGGCCGGAGAUGCCGGGCCUGCACGACAUGAUGCCCUCCUUCUACUUCCAUGGCAACCUGACCAGCCUGAGACUGGCACACCCGCGCGGGCGGACGGUGCCGGCGCACGUCGACGAGCGCCUGCUCGUCACGCUCUCCAUGGGCUCCGUCUGCCGGAACGGCGGCGAGUCCUGCGCGCGGGGCGGGAGCAUCGACCAUAGCAGCGUCGUCGUCAACGGGACGGGGGAGCAGCCGCAGCAGCUGUACACGCCUCUGCCGGAGAGGCCGCCGCGGCCGUUCAACUUCACCGACCGCGCCUUCAUCCCGAUCGGGCCCACGGAGGCGGAGGCGCAGCUGGAGCCGACGCGGAAGGCGACGACUGGGCAGCGGUUCCUGUACGGCGCCGCGGUGGAGGUGGUGUUCCAGAACACGGCGGUGAUGCAGAGCGACUACAACCCCAUGCACCUGCACGGCCACGACAUGUUCGUGGUCGCGCAGGGGCACGGCGACUUCGACGCGGCGAGGGACGUGCCGGCGCGGUACAACCUGGUGGAUCCGCCGGUGAGGAACACGGUGCUCGUCCCCAGCCUCGGGUGGGCCGCCGUCCGCUUCGUCGCGGAUAAUCCAGGAGUGUGGUACCUGCAUUGCCACUACGAGUUCCAUGUGGCGGUGGGCAUGGCGACGGUGUUCGUCACAGAGGACGGGCCAACAGUCGGCUCAGCUCUUCCGCCGCCGCCGGCAGAUCUCCCAAAGUGUGGCGGCGGCCAUGGCAGCAGCCUCGACGCCAUGGAAAACGACCUACUAUAA